Messenger RNA from Pygocentrus nattereri (red-bellied piranha), 3405 nucleotides. RefSeq lists its product as uncharacterized. The transcript is spliced from 3 exons. Gene Ontology annotation, molecular function: GTP binding. The coding region runs from base 289 to 2100 and encodes 603 amino acids. The record is from RefSeq and is a predicted model, not a curated record. NCBI's taxonomy places the organism in Eukaryota, Metazoa, Chordata, Actinopteri, Characiformes, Serrasalmidae.
AGUAGAGACACACAUGAAGGGUGUUAUAAGACAAAACAGAUCAUAAAAAUAAAUAAAUAAUAAAACUUUUUUUCCCCCAGAUUUAUCAUUAAUUUUGCAUUACAUGUACUCAGAAGACAUGUAGGUUCACUGGUUGUGACAAAGCAGACUCAGAAACUGGAGAAGGAUCCAUAUGCAGACUUAACAGAAGAAUGGGCAGUCCAAAACUUGUGGUCAAAAGGUGGAGCAAAAAGGUCAAAACAGAUCACUGAGCAGUACCCACAGCUGUGGUAAUCGAACACAAUCAUCAUGGCUUACAGGUUAAAUGAUGCAUCAUCACCUUUAAAUGAUUUAAUCAAGAAAAGUCAGAUGCUCCAUCCAGGUCCUCCAGUACGUUACUGUCUUUACACAACAAGAAGUGAUUUAGAGAAGGAUGGCAAGAUUAGAAAGUGGACAUUUGGACAGAAAUAUGCAAACAUGAAAAACAAAACAAUCCUGAUGGUGGGAGAAACUGGAACAGGCAAGACCACUCUGAUCAACACCAUGGUCAAUUACUUUCUGGGGGUGAAUUUUGAGGAUAAAGUGUGGUUUGAGAUCACAGAAGAAGAAAAGAGAGCUCAAACAGAAUCUCAGACAUCAGAAGUCACUGUUUAUGAGAUCAAUUCUGAGGAGAAACGCUCCUCUCUUACCAUUAUUGACACUCCAGGUUAUGGAGACACCAGGGGAAUAGAUAAGGACACUGAAAUUGCUCGAAACUUACAUGAAUUAUUUCUACAUGGUACUGGAGUGAAGGAUCUUGAUGCCGUGUGUCUUGUACUGAAAGCAUCUCAGAACAGAAUCUCCGGGAUACAGCGCUACAUUUUUGAAUCUGUUCUGUCCUUAUUUGGUAAAGACAUAGAGGACAUUAUAGUGCUGUUUAUUACACACUCAGAUGGAGGACCACCAACAAAUGUUCUGCAAGCCAUCAAGACAGAAAAGGUCCCCUGUUGUCACGAUGAUGAGAAUGAACCUGUUCAUUUUCUAUUCAACAACCGUCAGUCUGAGGAAAGGACCAAAAGAUACGAGUAUGUUUACAAAUCAUCUUGGGAAAUGGCAGCAGGUAGUAUUGGGGAAUUUUUUGAAUUCCUAAAAUCACGACAGAGAAAAAGCUUGAAUAUGACUGUAAGUGUUCUAAACGAGCGCACGCAGCUUGAGGCCUGUGUUGAGAGUCUGAAGAAAAGCAUCAAGUUCAGGGAAGCAAAACAGAAAGAACUGACUGAAGUUCAGGAUCUUCUGAAACUGAACAAAGAAAUGAUUGAGAAGGACGAAAAAUUUACUUUCACUGUCAAAAUAGCUUACAAAGAGAAGAUCAACAUUAUAGGUGCUUCAUGGCAGAGCAAAAAAGUGACCUCCUGCAAAGAAUGUGAGGAGAACUGUCAUGAGUAUGGCUGCUGGCUUGCCACAAAUGCCAAAAAGUGCGAAGUUAUGGAAGAUAAUUACUGCACUGUGUGUAUGUGCCACUACUCCACACACGUCAGAGAGGGCAGGAAAUAUGUGGAGAGGUGGAGAGAGGAAAGAGUCACAUUUGCUCAACUGAAGAAGAAAUAUGGUAAUACAGAUGAAGAAAAAGCCAGUUAUGAUAAAAGUGCAUUGAAACAUGUGGAAACAGGGCAUAGACAAUCGCUGAAAAUGAGAGAACAGAUGACAAAGCUGGAAAACAGCCUGAAAAACCUUCUAGACAAAAAUGAAGUGGAGAGGAAGAGCUUGGUGAAAGACACCUAUGUGGCAAUCGUAAAAUUGUCUGAGACUGCGUUAAAACCAGACUCUGCCUUCACCAUUCAGUACCUUGACUUCCUGAUUCCUCGAGUUGAAGAAGCUGGAUCUGCAGACUGGCUUCAGAAACUGAAGAACAUGCAGAGAGAAGCCAAAGCAUCAACUAAAUCUGCAGUGGGGUAUUUAAGUAGGAUGAAUAAGGGCCCUCAGAAAGCUGCAGACAAAGCAUCAACUAACUCUGCAGCGGAGUUAACAAGUAGCAGGAAUGAAGGCACACAGACAGCUGCAGCCGAAGAAGCAACUUCCUAUGAAGUGGGGCACGUGAGGAGGAUGAGGCAUUUCUUUACUGAAUUUUUUCAGAAUAUCUAGCACACUCGUAGGCGGACUCUUUGUAACCUGAAAAAGUUCUUGUUACAGCAUGAGUAGGUUGAUAAAGUCACAUGUUUUCUCAGCAUUGCAAAGCUCUUUGUUAUUUUUAAAUUAUACCUUUAAGUGCAUUUAUGAGAAAAGAUAAGAUUUGCUAUUAUGCUUUUUUUAUUAUUAUUAUUCAGUUACAUUUUAAAUCAAUGAUAUUUCAAUAGCACAUUAAGGUUUGGACCUCAGUAGUUUUAGAAUGUUUUUUUUUUUUCUUCACAGGCAUUACAGACCUACCCAAUCAAAUGGGCAUAAAUCACUAUGCUGCAAUUUUUGUAAAUAACAAAAUAUGAUUUGUUUUGUGUGAGCACUGCAUUAUGGUCAAUCAAACAGAAAAUCUGCCAAGCUUUGUCUUAUUUAUGCAUUUACUUAUACUUACUUUACUUAUAUAGCUGUGUGGUCCAAUGGUGAUUAAACUUGCAUUAAACUAUCAUUGAACAAAAGAAUGUGGUAGCUUCAGGUACGUUGAAAUUGCUUCCAAGGAUUUACCAUACUUGUGGAGGACCACAGUUUUUCUGAUUUCUGACUGAUUUGAUUUUCCCUGUCUUGAAAGCAGACCUUAAAAUACUACCAAAUUAUCUCAAAUGAUGUCAAUUAGCCUAUCACAGGCUUCUAAAGUCUUGAUAUAAUUUUCUGGAAUUUUCCAAGCUAUUUAAAGGCACAGUCAACUUGGUGUACGCAAACUUCUGACCCACUGGAAUUCUGAUAUAAUUCAUUAUAAGUGAAAUAAUUGGUUUGUAAACAUUUGUUGACCCCGCGACCCUGACGGAGAUGCGGCUUGGAAAAUGGAUGGAUGGACAUUUGUUGAAAAAAUUGCUUGUGUCAUGUAUAAAGUAGAUAUCCUAUAUAACUUGUUAAAACUAUAGUUUGUUGGCAUGGAACCUAUGGAGGGGAUACAUUUGAAUGAUUUUAGCCUUAGUGUAUGUACAUUUGUGACUGACUGUAUAUAUUUUAUAUGCUGUAUCCUCUAGAUUUCUGCUUUCAACCUGUUUUCAGAAAUUAGUGUAUGUGACUGCGAAUGUGGUAGAACAAGCAUAGAGGUUUCGGAUCAAAUUGGCCAAACUUACUGUCCUUAGAAUAGCAGCAUGUACCUUUAUAUUACUGUUACUUGUAUAUAACCUUGACUAGAUUUAUUACAGGACAAUCAGUUUGGGCCAGUCUAGCAUAAAAAUACUCUCUGUAAUCUGUAUGCUCUCCUGCCUAUAGCUGGGAGAAAGAUAAAGUAUUAAACAACUGUAAUAAAGCCAGCUUUCAUCAGAA